AUGCCCCGCAGAACGGACAACCCCAAUCUUGCAAUCACUCCCAAUUUCCAAUCACCUGAAUACGCUGAAGCGCGCGCUCAACUCACUUAUGAAGCAGUCGAUGACCAACAAGCAGCAACAAUCCUAGCCAACCUCUGGCGCAUCCAAAACGAAGUAGACAAAUGCCACUGGGCGGUACGACUUGAGAACGAGGCCCAGGAAGCAGAGGCAGAGCGCAGAGAAGCAGCUGAAGAAGAGGCCCAACGCUUAUUGACGCAGAAAGCUGAGCAAGAAGCUGCCAUCCAAGAAGAACGCAAGAAGAAUAAAGCCAAAUACGCUCCAAUCAAGGACUCUGGCGAGUACUGUGAACUUUUCUACUUCACUAACAAUGGGCUUGAAGAAGCAUCGCGAUCCACCUUCACAGCCGAUGAAGACGCCCUUGUCAUGAUGCCAACGUCAGACGGCCUACACAAGUGGAUCCCCGCCAGCGCAGCUAGAGACCCCAAAGUGCAAGUUAUCAAGGACGAAAAUCUCACCUGGGAACAGUUCAACAAGUCGGCACCCCGCAUGAUCACUCUCAUGAAGGAGAACGACUGGCCGGACGACCAAAUCAACAUGCACAUCUCCUUCUGGUCUGCCCUGCAGAACCACAGAUGGCGCCAUGACUUUGACACCCACAAACAACGUGCCCUAUUACUGUACCAAGCGCAGCAACGCAGACGCUGGCACCUAGCCGCAGGUAGUUCCAACAGUUGGAGCCUAGCAAAGAUCAACCAGGACCUACUCCUCGAAGCUUGA
Molecule: messenger RNA, 777 nt
Organism: Suillus clintonianus
Lineage: Eukaryota; Fungi; Basidiomycota; Agaricomycetes; Boletales; Suillaceae
Exons: 2
Coding region: 1-777 (258 amino acids)
Source: RefSeq, a predicted model, not a curated record